GGAGUAAGUGCAGUGAACAAAGGAGUGCUCAUUAGCUAAUCUAUUUUGUUGAACCUUUGAGCAAUCCGAGCACGCUCUAGUGCGUUUGGUUCAAUUUUUGUUAUUUUUACAAUCCGCUUAAAUUUCAUCUCUCUAAUUUUCUCAAUUUUCUCACCUCAAUUUUUGUACAUUUCCGGCUCUUGAUUUUGUGGAAAGUGACAAUUCCUGCUCUGCUCUACUGUUCUGACUGUCACUAUUUUGUCAAAUGUCAAGGUGACAUUCAUUCGACAUUCAUUGAUUCAUUUCAUUUCAUUCAUUCAAAAUAAAAGAUUGAAAACAGGGAAAAAUUAAGUUUUCCUCUAUAAAAAAUGGUCGGGAAAAAUCCAAAACCCAAAAAAAAAGUUGAAAGACUACAUUACCGAAACCUGGAACCCUCGGAAGUGGUUUGUCCAGUUUGUAGAACAAUUUUCGUUGAGCCUGUAACGUUGCCCUGCGAUCAUGUCUUCUGUAAAGAGUGUUUCGAGGAUACGAUGGAAAACGUAACUUUGGGGUGCCCCCUUUGCAGAAAUCGCGUCGGUUCGUGGGUCAGGACCGCCAAAAAGGCCGACAAAUUUAUCAACAAGGAGUUUUGGGAGGCAAUACAAAGCCAGUAUGCAAAAGCACUUCGAAACAAAUACCAUGGCUUUGACAAUGAUUUUGAAAAAGAAGAGCCUGUGAUUAUUGUAGCCCGUCCAGGGGACAUCCGUAAAGAAUAUGAAAAAGAGAAAAAUAAACACUUGGAGGAACAAAAUAAGAGUAAGGCUGAAGAAGAAAUGGCUAGUGCAGCUCUUAUUAAAAACCUUAGUGAAGAAGAGGCUCAUGAAAAACAAGCCAAAGAAGAACAAUUGAGGAAAGAUGAAUUAUUGGCUCAAAAACUACAAGAAGAACUUAACGCUCCAUCCACAUCCAGAAGGCUUAGACCAGUCAAUGCAAACAAAGCUGGUCCACUGGAUCGAUUCAUUAAAAAUCAAUCAAUCAAAAAUUCUAAAAACAGUCCUGAACAAAAACAGCCCAAAAAAUUGUUUGUUGCUGAGAGAAAAGUUAUGUGCAGUAGCAGUGGAGACAAUAGUGACAUUAUCGAUCAAGAAUGCAGGUUUUAUUUUAAACCCAUUGAUUUAAAUAAGAAAUAUCAUAAACCUGGUAAAGUACCUUUGAAGGUUUCUGCUGUUAAAGGCCUUCUGACUGGAAAAAAAAUUGUAAGACCACCUUCAGGUGAAAAGCCCAGAAUAGGAUACGGGCAAACAGCAUUUGCAUGGUUUAUUUCAGGCCCAACUAGGAAAUCAGUGGAAGAAGUCAAGCAAAAAGUCCCUACUGGAAAAGAACUACCAUCAACUUCUCAUCAAAGUCUAAAGCGAAAAUCGAAUAGUUUUGAUGACACAAAAUUACCAAAGAAAAGGACAAUAGUCGUGCCAAGCAGUGCAAAGAAAAAUGACAAUUUGCCAGUAAAACGCAGUAAUACUUGGUCUCAAACAUGUCAUCAUAUGACUACUAGAAGAUCUAAAGCAAGCACCCCUUCAUCAUUUUUAGGAUUCGAUACAAGUGAAAUAGAGGAAUCUGAAAAAAUUUCAAACUCUAUAAAAAAUAUUCCGCAUUCAUAUUUAAAAAAUAAACAAACUGAAGACAGUAUCAAGAAAAUAAAAUUAAAACAAUCUAUUGACAUCAACAGAAAUAUUCCAAAAUCAACCAAUGUGACCCUAAAUAAUAGCGCUAUAGAUUCCAUAAAUGGUGAAAUUAAUGGCCUAAGUCCAGAAAGUCCUGUAAUAAAUAACUUUAUUGGAAAAAAUUUGAUUCAAUUUAACAAACCCAGCAAGAAUCCCAUCAUAUUUGAAACCCCGCCUGGAGAUUUUGACAGUAGCGAUUCUGAGGAGGAUGUAGUACUGUCUAAUUUAAUUGACAGCUUCUGCAAAUCUAAAUUAGAGGAAAGCGCGCCUAUUAUCCCUAAAAAAGCACCAAAGAAAGUACCUUUGUCUAAAGCUGGUACAUCUAAGAAUGUGGAUAAUGAUUCCAAAGCUGAAGAAUUAUGUUUAUCCAAGGCAAGUCCUGAAGAAAAAAAGCGAAAAAGGCAAGAGAUUGAUGAUUUUGCUUUAGCGAAGAAGCUUCAAGCUGAAUUUGAUAGGAUUCAUGUUUUGUCUACGACAAGACGUGGCACUAGAAGAAGACAAGUUACUUUAGAUGAAAUGUUGACUGUGUAGCUAAGUAAGAAUUUUCGCCAUGAUCUUUUUUCCAGUAUUUGGUAUAGUAGUAUAAGAAAGUUUACACAUACUGUGGCAUUUUAGCUUGGGUAGAGUUUAAUUUAAUUCAAAAAAAUGUGUUUGGUUGAGGAAAAAUUUGCUUAACUAAUUCAUAAUUAAAAUUAGCUCUAAAAUAGAUUCUAUGAAAGUACAAUAUUUUUAAAAAUAUAUAUUUAUAUUCGUCUCUAUGAAUAAAUACCAGUUAAUUAUUUUUGUAAUUAUUAGGAACUUUUGGGUUGCGUUUUCCAUAUGCGAGAGCCCAAACUUAGUUAGUUUUUCUUUAUUUUUAUAUACUAACAGUGAUAGUAUGUUUAAGAAAAGGUUGUGAUGGUUUGUCUGACUAACCAUUGUUCACUAGACUAUUAUUUGAUUGAUUACCAGAGGUGUAAUUAACAAAAAAUUGUAUUUCACUAAAUAAUUCAAAACUUUUACAAUAAUCCUGUUUAUAUUUAGUAAUUAGCUAUAUGUAUUAUUUGUUGUAAUUUGCAGAAGAAGAUGUUUUCUUUUGUACAAAAAAAAAGUUUAUUUUAAUUAAAUAAUCUUUGUCCAAUAAUGUUAA
Ceutorhynchus assimilis (cabbage seed weevil) is the source of this 2808-nucleotide messenger RNA. The record is from the annotation of a GenBank genome assembly. NCBI's taxonomy places the organism in Eukaryota, Metazoa, Arthropoda, Insecta, Coleoptera, Curculionidae.